UCUCCAUGGGGGCUGAGAAAAGCGUUAAAUCUCCCUUCCCCCUCCCUUCCUCCCUCUCUGCCCCUGAAUCUUUCAGGACCCGUGGCUGCGCUCCUAACUGUGCGCGUCAACAACCGGUCUCCUUCAGCUCGGGACGAAGCCCCACGCAGCUGCUGUGGUUCCUCAGUGCUGGAGUCUGCACAGACAGGAGUAGAGCGCCUUCUCUGUCUCUGCAGGGAUAUUCACCUCCGAUGGACUGAUCUAAGAAGAAUCGUCCCCUUUCCUGCCGUCAUGACCCAUUAGUUUUAUGAUUGCAAGUAUCGUUUUAAGAAAAAAAAAAAAAAAACUUGUAUAAACCUCGAACGAACCCAUUGCUACCGGGUUUAAUGUGUUUUAUGUGUUUGCGAUCCACAGUAAGGUAAACUAGCACAAUUUACAGUGUCUCGGCGAGUGUUAUUAUCCCGUGGAUGUGGCCGUCGGGGUCGUUGUGUGAGCCCAGCAGGAUCAACCUGUCAUAGGGCAUCAUGAUUUCUCUGCUUCUUCGUAUACGGAUGAGGAACAUCUCGCCGGAGAUGCUGAUUUUUCUGCCUGUUUUGUGUUUUUUACCUCUGACCGGAGCGGCUCCUUCUCUGACCACCGAGCAGCUGGACAUGGGGGUGGACUGGCUGAGUAAGUUUGGCUACCUCCCACCCCCUGACCCGGCGACUGGGCAGCUUCAGACAAAGGAGGCCUUGACUAAGGCCAUAAAAGCCAUGCAGAAGUUUGGAGGGCUGAAAGAGACCGGUGUUUUAGACCAAGCCACAUUAGGGUUGAUGAAAACACCGAGAUGCUCACUGCCAGAUGUGUCUCACGCCGAGGUGACAACAAUGCAUAGAAAAAGAAGUCUUACUCCUCAAAACAAAUGGAAUAAGAGGCAUCUUUCCUGGAGAUUGAGAACCUAUCCAAAAGAUUCAGCCCUACUUGGCAGGGACACAGUUCGGGCCCUCAUGUACUAUGCUUUGAAGGUUUGGAGUGACAUUGCACCUCUGAAUUUCCACGAGGUGGCCGGCAGCAACGCAGACAUUCAGAUUGACUUCACUAAAGCCGACCACAAUGAUGGAUACCCCUUUGACGGACCUGGAGGAACAGUGGCACAUGCCUUUUUCCCUGGGGAGAGGUUCACUGCUGGCGACACACACUUUGACGACGAUGAGCCGUGGACCUUCAGAUCACCAGACUCUCACGGGAUGGACUUGUUUGCCGUUGCAGUCCACGAGUUUGGUCAUGCGAUCGGUCUCGUUCACACCUCGGCCAUGGAGUCCAUCAUGAGACCAUACUACCAUGGUCCUGUGGGGGACCCUCUGAAAUAUGAUCUACCCUAUGAAGACAAAGUACGAGUCUGGCAACUCUACGGUGUCAGAGACUCAGUUUCCCACACAAAUCAACCAGGCAACCCUUCUCUCACGCCUGAACCUCCUGUUCUGCUUGAUCUUCCUGAAAACAGGUCCACAGUCCUGCUUGCACGAGAUGCCCCCGACAGAUGCACCACUCACUUUGAUGCGGUGGCCCAGAUACGGGGGGAGGCCUUCUUUUUCAAAGGGAAGUACUUCUGGCGACUAACAAGGGAGAAGCACUUGGUGUCUCUGCGUCCUGCACAGAUCCAUCGCUUCUGGAGGGGCCUUCCAACUAAUCUGGACAGCGUGGACGCUGUGUAUGAGAGGCCAGGAGACCACAAAAUAGUAUUUUUUAAAGGGCUAAAGUACUGGCUGUUUAAAGACAAUAUUGUAGAGGAGGGUUACCCACGUCCAGUCAGUGACUUUGGCCUGCCUAUGGAGGGUGUGGAUGCAGCUUUUGUUUGGCUUCACAAUGACAAAACCUACUUCUUUAAGGACAAACAUUUUUGGCGCUAUGAUGACCACCUAAGACGCAUGGAUCUGGGCUACCCCAAAGAGAAUAUCCUAUGGAAAGGGUUGCCAUCACAGCUCGAUGAUGUCAUGAGGUGGUCUGAUGGCUCAACGUACUUUUUCAAGGGAAAGGAGUACUGGCGAGUGCCAGGCAGUGACAUGGAGGCGGAGACAGGCUACCCCCGCCUCAUUGCAAAGGACUGGCUGCUCUGCACCGAGAUGCAGUCAGACUCUCCAGACACGGACGCCAAAAGCACAGACACAAGGGUCAACGUGCACCGGCACCCAGAUCAUGCAGAGAACGGAUAUGAGGUGUGCUCCUGCACCUCAGACACCGCUUCACCUUUGGGCGUCUGGCCCACCAUGUCAACACUCUGGCUGCUGCCACCUAUGUGGACGGUCUUACUGAGCUUCUGCUCUGAACAGCUAUGAUGCUGAAACAUGGGACAAAGUUCAUUAAAGCGGACUGACCAAUAAUUAAAAAAUGUUGAUAUUACAUGAUUUGUAUUUUUUUGCUUUGAGUUUGCAAUUAUUUAUUCUAUAAAGCCUUUUGCUAUUGUUUUUUUAUUGAAUGAUCAAACCACAACAACUCAGCAAGAAAGGUUUCACUCAACGGAAGCAUUUUCCAAAAGCGGAUUUUUUUUUUUUUUGCCUCCAUGUGCUGCAGGCUUACCGCAGUAAACCCACACAAACUUAAAGUUAUUUCAUUCUAAGAAUAAGUAGUUGCAAAGGUGAGCCAUAUUUCAACACAUAAUGUAGAAAAUACACUUGAAAACAUGGCUAGGUGAAAGAAAUUACAAAAAUCCAAAACAACCAAAAAAUGAUACAGUGCUAUGUAAAAGUAUUUGCCUCUCAGAAAUUAUUUUCCCCUUUUUCGCUUUUUUGGCAGACUUAAAUGUUUCACGUCAAACGUUAAUAUCAGAAAUAGGUAGCUAAAGUAUCUAGAAAAUGCAGUUUUCAAAUGAUGAUUUAAUUUGUUAAAUUAUAACUUAACUGUGAGAAACCACAUUUUUAUGGUUCCAAAGCCCUCAGGUGUGGACCCUUCUGGUAGCUACAACUACCAUUAAGCAAUUUGGAUAACUGGGUAAAAUCCCUCCACACAUUAUUUGUAGGGAUUUUGCCCCACUCUUCUUUAAGUAUUGUUUUAAUUCAGUCAGAUUGGAGGUUUUUUGAGCAUGACCAGUCUGUUUAACGUCUUGCCUCCCGUCCUUUGACAACGCCGCCAUGUAACCUUUAUUUUUUGAGUUAUUCAAUGGUGGACUUGCUUGUUCAGUUUGGAUCAUUACCUUGUCUGUAUAACCCAAGUGAGUUUUGAGCUUAAAGUCAAGAUGCUCAUUUAGGAUGUUCUGUGAAAGAGCAGAUUUGUGGUCCCAUCCAUUGCGAAAAACCAUGCAGGUCCUGAAGCAGCAAGCAGCCCCAGACCAUCACACUACCACUGCCAUGUUUGACUGUCAGCAUGAUGUUCUUUUCUAAAAUGUUGUAUUAGUUUUAUUCCAUUUGUAAAAUGCAAAAAUAUUACACUUUUAGAGUACACUUUAAAGUACACUUUUAGAGUAUUUUCCCAAAGAUCUUGGAGAUCAUGCAGAUACUUUUUGGCAAAAUGUAGAUGAGCCUGUUUGUUGUAUUUGGUCAGCAGUGAAUUUUGCCUUGAAACUCUCCUAAGGAUGACAUCUCUUUGACCUUAACUGAGGCAAAUGAGGCCUGCAGUGUGUUAGAUGUUCUUCUGGGUUCUUUUGUGAGCUACUGGUUGAAUUGUUGAUUUAUACUUGGAGCAAUUUUGAUAUGCCUACCACUCCUGGGAAGAUUCACUACUGUUCCAUGUUUUCCCAGAUUGUAAUUAAUGGCUUGCUUUGUGGUUUGCUUGACUAAACCUCAGAAAUUGAUUUAUAACCUGUUCCAGACAAAUAGAUUUCAAUGAGUUUGGUAAUGAUCUGUCCUUGACUUUCUUUAGAUACGACCAUAAUGUGUUGCUUUAUGAUAGAGUAUCUUUCAGGCUACUUCAUUUUGACAGAAAGGGUCUUGUCAGUUGAGCCAAAAACCACAAAAAUUUAAAGAUGAAAAAGGGGGGGGUUUCACAUUGGGCCAGGUUGGUUGGAUAGCUUUUUUUCCUUUAAUUAAUAAAAUUAUCAUUUGAAAAAUAAAAUGUUUUUUGUAUUUAAUAUUUAUUUGACCUGAAACAUUUAAGAGUAGCAAAAAGCAAAAAACCGAAGAAAUCUAUAAACGGGCAAAUACAUUUUCAUAAAACUGUAAAUUUAGACUGUUGUUAUGCAAAUUGUUUAAAAUGUUCCAGUCCCAACAUAUUAAUGCCAAAGUUAAGACAUCUAAUUUAGAAGAAAGGGAGUUAUUCUCUUUGCACAGACACAUGAACAUAAAAAAAUAAAUACAAUCUUUUCUUGUUUGUGAUGGAAAACAUUCAAAAAAACACAAAACCCCUUUUAAAGUGGAAAGUUGAAUAACUUAUUCAAACAUAUGUCAAUCAGUAAGCUUCUUGCUGCUUAUGAGUAUGAAUGUUUAUACGCUGCUCCUCCUGAGUAGGUGGAUCGACAGUUUCCUCACCAUAAUCUUUUGACUCUACUCCAAAAUGAGGACCUCCUGUUCAUCUGUGGGCUGCGAGCAUUUCUCACAACUUCCCUGCUGUCAACUGAAGAUUCCAUAUCCUGGUUUAUUUUAUUGCCUGCAGCUGCAUCAUUGUGGGCACUGGAUUUAUUCUUUGCUGUAAAGCUAUAUUUACCUAUAAACUGAUAUAUUUGACGGGAGAUGAUUUUUGCAGCUAUUGCAUCACCAAGUGGACUGUGUAUAUGUUAAGCUGUGUUUUUAAUGUAUAAUAUUUUUGUAGAAAAAUAUUAAAAUAAUAAAACUGA
Girardinichthys multiradiatus is the source of this 4723-nucleotide messenger RNA. Its product is annotated as matrix metalloproteinase-17-like. Gene Ontology annotation, biological process: proteolysis; collagen catabolic process; extracellular matrix organization. NCBI's taxonomy places the organism in Eukaryota, Metazoa, Chordata, Actinopteri, Cyprinodontiformes, Goodeidae. Gene Ontology annotation, cellular component: extracellular matrix. Bases 504 to 2294 code for a protein of 596 amino acids. The transcript is spliced from 10 exons. Gene Ontology annotation, molecular function: zinc ion binding; metalloendopeptidase activity. The record is from RefSeq and is a predicted model, not a curated record.